Magallana angulata is the source of this 522-nucleotide messenger RNA. RefSeq lists its product as uncharacterized. Bases 1 to 492 code for a protein of 163 amino acids. The record is from RefSeq and is a predicted model, not a curated record. The transcript has 2 exons. NCBI's taxonomy places the organism in Eukaryota, Metazoa, Mollusca, Bivalvia, Ostreida, Ostreidae.
AUGGGUCUUAUCCAGAGUUGCAUCAGCAAGAGAAACAACAAAGUUGAUGUAAUGUCAAAAGAAGAGGAGGAAGCCUACAGUAAGAUGGAAGAGGAGAUAAAGAAGGAACUGUUAGAAGGAGACAACAUCCAGACCAAGCCAUUGCCAUGGAUGAUGUUUUGUACAGAGCCAAAUACUAUCAAACCCAAGGCUGAUGAGGUCCCCGGUGGUAUAGUGUCGGAGGUCGUGCAGAAGAAAGGAGGCGUGGCCUUUAAUGUUGAGUACAAGUCAACUGUACCAAAGCUUCCUCCAAUCAAUGCUAAGAGAAUUCGAGUGACAGCUGAGGGCGAGGAUUAUGAGAAAUGGAAAAAUGAAAGAGACAAGCUUCUGGUUGAUAAGCACGAGAAGGCAAAGGUUCGAAGAGAACGUAUCAUCCAGCAAAAGAAGCUGUCUGCCCUGAGACCAAGGACAGCCCGGUCCAAAGACACCACUGAAACCACCCCAAAAGAUUGAACAGAAUUAAUUAACAUAAAUCGAUUAGAU